AUGCGUACGAAAUCAAAAGGGUGCAUCAGGUUGGCUUCCAACGACCCGAGACGACAACCGAUCAUUGAUCCGAAUUAUCUCAACCAUGACGAUGAUUGGAAGGAGUUCAGGAAAUGUGUGCGGUUGUCGCGCGAGAUAUUUGCCCAGAAAGCUUUCGACGCAUACCGCGGUGAGGAGCUAUCGCCUGGUAAGGACGUCACAACGGACGCCCAGAUUGAUAGCUUUGUCAAGGAAAUGUCCGCAUCUGCAUACCAUCCAUCCUGUUCUUGCAAAAUGGGCUCGCAAGAUGAUGAAAUGGCAGUGGUUGAUCCUGAGACGAUGACUGUUCAUGGCACACAAAACUUGAAGGUUGUUGACGCCAGUAUUAUGCCGUCAAUAGUGAGUGGCAAUCUGAACGCUCCUGUUAUUAUGAUGGCGGAACGAGCAGCUGAUAUUCUCCAAGGAAAAAAGUUGCCUCCACUAACAAAUAUGGCGUUACCCAAGUUUGAUUUGUGCGAUAUGGCUGCGAACCCAACCGGAUGGGGACCGCUUGGAAAUCCACCCGCUCUGGACACAUCAAUUCCGUUCCAGCAGUACAACAAAGCUGAUCGAAUUGGUCGUGUUGCUGAUUGGAUUGGAGUGGAUCGAUUUUUCUAUCGGAGAGUAAAUGAACGAUACAACGAGAGAAUGUAUGGCUCUGCCGCAAAUGCAGGUAGUCAGUUUGACUACGUUCACGGUAUGGAUGAAAACAACUUCCAAUUGGUUGACUCAUCGAAGCCUGUGCAACGUAAUCCACAACGUAAUUACCGCGCACGUCAAUUACAAUUCAAAAAAUUGCUACAAAAAGACCAAGAAAGGCGUGAGCAAGCCUUACAAGGGCAAAAUCUGAAGAUGAAACGAAGUAUUGCCAAAGAGCAGCAGCGUGCCUUCAAAAUGUGGCAACGCCGCGGAGGAAAUGCCCGUCAAGGACAGCGAGGUCCUGGAGGCCGUUAUCCAGGAGAAAGGCCCAAGGAUCGCCUUCCAUCGGUGCAAGUCCGUCCGGAAUGGCAAGUUAUAGAAGAAAUGGACUUCCCUCGCCUUCUUAAACUCAACCUUCCUGGUGUAGGUAAUGGCGAAGACAUUGGCAAACAUUUGUAUGGCACCCUGCACUUUUACGACAAGGCAUCUGACGUGUAUCAGCCGAAAUCCGAUUACUUUGCAACGAUGCGGUGGCAAACUUCUAUAAUGUUACUACCACGGAAGACCCAGUCAUAG
Ostertagia ostertagi is the source of this 1233-nucleotide messenger RNA. The record is from the annotation of a GenBank genome assembly. NCBI's taxonomy places the organism in Eukaryota, Metazoa, Nematoda, Chromadorea, Rhabditida, Trichostrongylidae.